This is a messenger RNA of Pundamilia nyererei, 854 nucleotides long. RefSeq names its product zinc finger, HIT-type containing 3 (gene znhit3). Gene Ontology annotation, biological process: snoRNA localization; box C/D snoRNP assembly; maturation of LSU-rRNA from tricistronic rRNA transcript (SSU-rRNA, 5.8S rRNA, LSU-rRNA). The record is from RefSeq and is a predicted model, not a curated record. The coding region runs from base 289 to 726 and encodes 145 amino acids. Gene Ontology annotation, cellular component: pre-snoRNP complex; nucleus. NCBI's taxonomy places the organism in Eukaryota, Metazoa, Chordata, Actinopteri, Cichliformes, Cichlidae. The transcript has 5 exons. Gene Ontology annotation, molecular function: protein binding.
GCGCAAUCAAAUCAGGAUGUGUAUCCGCAGCGGAAUUUUGUUUGAGUUGGGUCUAAAUAUGAAACGAAGACAGAUUUCAAAUGGACAUGAAGACGCCCGAUAUUUCCCGGUGUUUGGAUUUUAUUUUGUACUUUGUUUCUACCAGAAAGUCAAAUUAAUCUGUGAUGCCUUUAUUUUGAAGGAACAGCUAAACAACCGGAAAGCGUAAUUUUUUGGUGCCUACGACUCAUAUACCGCACGCUAACAGACUGUUUUCCCUCAUAAGUAAUUCCUCUCCCUCAAAAGAAAAUGCAGUUAUGCAGUGUGUGCAGCGAACGGACUCCAAAAUACCGAUGUCCAGCCUGCAAAAUAAGAUAUUGUUCACUUGGCUGUUACAAAAAGCAUAAAGAUACCUGCCUUCCUGUUGACAAGCCUGCCCCUUCAAAUCCUGAAACAAAGACUGCUGUGAGCACAGAGUCUUGGAGUGUUGAUGAUCUUCUGCAUGAAGAUGACAUCACUGACAAAGUUCCUCUGCAGAGGCUCCAGAUGUUAGGCCAGUCAAAAGAGCUAAAGGACCUGCUCUGUAAUCCUCAUCUGAGGCAGUUAUUGUGCUCUAUAGAUGGUGCAGAGCGUAAAGAGGAUGCAAUGAAAUCCGCCAUGCAGGAGCCGCUGUUUAUGGAAUUUUCUGAUCAGUGCUUGAAAAUUGUAGAAAAUGAUGCAAAAUCAAGUGAGGAUGCCAACUUGUAAAAUCCAGCUUUCAUUUUUUAAAAUAUAUUUUUGUAGUGUUGUUGCUGCAGUUUGUGUUGUGACUUCAAACUACAGUAUGUAUAUAAUGUUCAAAUAAAAGCCCCAACUUUUUCAAACUGUAAAAAUUC